Molecule: messenger RNA, 1007 nt
Organism: Protopterus annectens (West African lungfish)
Lineage: Eukaryota; Metazoa; Chordata; Ceratodontiformes; Protopteridae
Gene: RBP4
Product: retinol binding protein 4
Exons: 6
Coding region: 145-747 (200 amino acids)
Biological process (GO): retinol transport
Molecular function (GO): retinol binding; retinol transmembrane transporter activity
Source: RefSeq, a predicted model, not a curated record
CCUCUGUAAAGUUAGGUCCUGCAGACUUCUAAUCCUUUUGACUAUUGCACAGUGAAGCAAGAAUACUGUGGCUGCUAUAUAAAUAUCUAAAUUAAAGCACCAUUAGCAGUUUUGCCCAGAAAUUUGUGGAUUCAAGAUAUAAGCAUGACGAUUGCAUUUUGGAAGAUUAUUCUUGCUUUAGGCUGCAUAUCCAAAGCCACCCCCCUGACAAAUAAUGACUGUCAAGUAAAUAACUUCAAAGUGAAACAAGAUUUUGACAGAACUCGAUAUGCUGGGACAUGGUACGCUGUACAAAAGAAAGAUCCAAAAGGUCUCUUCCUACAGGAUAAUAUCGUUGCCAAUUUUGGAGUGGAUGGAGGUGGCAAGAUGAAUGCGACUGCUAAAGGAAUAGUGACUCUUGUAAAAGGAUACUGGGUAACCUGUGCAAAUAUGUUUGGCACAUUUGAAGAUACUGAUGACCCUGCUAAGUUCAAAAUGAAAUACUGGGGAGCCGCAGCAUAUCUUCAGACUGGUAAUGAUCCUCACUGGGUGAUAGAUACUGAUUAUGAUACCUAUGCCAUCCAUUAUUCUUGUCGUGCUCUACAUCCAGAUGGCACGUGUGAGGACAGCUAUUCUUUUAUCUUUUCCCGUGACGCAAAGGGGCUUCCACCACAGGCAAGGAAAAUUGUUAAACAAAGACAAGAAGAGCUUUGCUUGGCAGGAGAAUAUCGGCGUGUUGUUCAGGAAGGUAAAUGCAAAGACAAAUAAUGAGGCAUUAUUUUAUUAUGUGGAUCAACUAUCAAGUGAACAAAUACAAAUAACCAAGUAUAAGUGUGUGAAUAUAAAUGUUUGUUCCACCCUUUUAGUAGACUGUAUUUAUAUCAAGGGUUUUCCAAUGUGAAUACAAAUGAUAUUCAUGGUACUUUUAUUUCUGUUUUUAUUUUAAGUAGAUGUCAUGAUGAUAACUUAUACCUUAACUGCAAAUGUUUAACUAUAGCUAACAAACUAAUAAAAUUUGAUUUAUGUGA